This is a messenger RNA of Uloborus diversus, 456 nucleotides long. RefSeq names its product protein krueppel-like. The record is from RefSeq and is a predicted model, not a curated record. Gene Ontology annotation, biological process: regulation of transcription by RNA polymerase II; central nervous system development. Gene Ontology annotation, cellular component: nucleus. The transcript has a single exon. The coding region runs from base 1 to 456 and encodes 151 amino acids. NCBI's taxonomy places the organism in Eukaryota, Metazoa, Arthropoda, Arachnida, Araneae, Uloboridae. Gene Ontology annotation, molecular function: RNA polymerase II cis-regulatory region sequence-specific DNA binding; DNA-binding transcription factor activity, RNA polymerase II-specific.
AUGACGUUUGCGGAGAAAUCCCUCCUCAAGAACCAUCUGGGGAUGCACGACGGAGAGAAGAGAUUCUUCUGCUCCUAUUGCGAGAAGGGUUUCCUUCGUAAGACGAGCCUGACGGCUCACAUCGCGAUUCAUACCGGAGUGAAGCCUCAUGCCUGCGAAUUUUGCCGAAGAUCAUUUGCUCAAGCAUACCCCCUGAAAGUCCACAUGAGGAUACACACGGGAGAGAAGCCGUUUGCCUGCGAGUACUGCACGAUGAGAUUUCCACGAAUACAGGCGCUGAAGACGCACUUGAGGACUCAUACCGGAGAGAGGCCUUAUCACUGUGAGUUUUGUGGAAUGUCUUUCGCUGUAAAUGGCGCCUUGAAGAGGCAUUUGCGUAGGAAGCAUGCCCAGGUGAAAUCCGAGUCUGUUGCGCCGAAUGUUUCCGAUGGGCUUGUGGAGACUGACACGCUCUAA